Molecule: messenger RNA, 5144 nt
Organism: Toxotes jaculatrix (banded archerfish)
Lineage: Eukaryota; Metazoa; Chordata; Actinopteri; Toxotidae
Gene: ppp1r37
Product: protein phosphatase 1, regulatory subunit 37
Exons: 13
Coding region: 1059-4796 (1245 amino acids)
Molecular function (GO): protein binding
Source: RefSeq, a predicted model, not a curated record
UUGUUGGACUUCAACAAGAUAGCGAAUGGCACCGCUAGACAAAAACAGGUUCAACAGACUUCUCCCAGGUAGACAGAGACCUACAAAACCUAGCCGGUCGGAGUAUCUUUAGUAUAAUCUCGGAACAGUUAACGUUGUUACAGCCGGCAAGUCUAGAGUCGGCACGGUUCCCUAGCGCCAGCGUUAGCCACCGAAACAUGCCCAUUUCUCGGAGUGUGACGCCUGUUUUUUUUCUGGCUGCCGCUGGUCGAGGGUUGUGAUGCGAGGCGAGCUGCGGCACGACAGAGGGUGAGACAAGAGCUACAGCCGGUAAAUAUUUUUCUCGACACAGGAGAAUGGACUUUGUCGGGGGGAAACAGUCGGGCACCCUCAAAGAAGCAGGCAUGCGACCGCACACGGGCCUGGAUGUCAUUGUUGGGCAACAACUUUAGCAAGCUAGCUAACGUUAGCUCGCUCAAAUUCAUGCAAAUGAAUCGGUUUGGUGUCGGACAGUAAGCUCACUUUGCUAGCGUAAUGAAGGCGCCCUGAGUGACUUGUUCAUUUCUAUUGACUGUACUGGUCCUCUUAAUUGCUGCUGGCAAUGUGCUGACGACCAGGGAGCCUUUAGUCGGUUCCCACUUGGAGCAAUAGGACGCGGUUGGCAGAAAUUAUUAAGUGCUAGUUGCCUGUCUGGGUGGUAGUUGAGCAAAGUUGUCUGGUUUGGCAAAUAAAUAAUUACUGAAACAGUAUCUAUUUCCCACAAGCAUCACAUAUUUCUUGUAUUGAUAUUUGUGUGAAAUUGCACUUUAAUUAGCUAUUUUUUAAGAAUGCACCAAAGUCACGUGAUUUGAGGUUUGUGAAAACUGUAAUUUAAAUCAUCAGUUAAGAUAUAGGUAUAAUUUUCUGAUUGCACUUGAAUAUAAUUUGGUCAAUUUAGGACCAGGAUAGGUGCACAUCUACGUUUAUUGUUGUGAGAUAGAGGCAGACUUAUCCACGUCAGUCGGAUCCUAGUUAUUGUUUAACUUAACAUCUAGGCUGUCUGGCACAGUUAAAGACUGAGUUUCACUGGAAAUGAAAAUAUGAAUAUCGAAGAGCAGUGUCUAGAUUUGUGCAAUGUCAAGACAAAAAGCAACGUGGACGAUGAUCACAACACUACCAACAAUACCGAAGAGGUCACACCUCGGAUUUCUGAACUGAUGACAGAUAGCAAUACAGAAAAGCAAAAUAUUGUUCCCACGGAGGCCUCUGAAACGUACCUGAUGCCUCAGCUCACUGACAACCUUCAGGUAGCUGAGGAGGAUAACCACCAGGUACAAGACACACUGGAAAUUGAUGAGGUCAAUGGAAACAGAAACAGCAGUGCCCAAGACACCCCUGUGAUAGCAAAUGCCACUGACUUGAUCUUUUCUAAUGAUGAGCAGCCCAAGGACAAUAUUGGGGGGAAGAAAAUGAAGGAAGAUAAAGACACUGAUCCUGUUGUGGGUGAAGGGGAUGAUGGUGGGGACAUGGACAUAGGUGUGGAUCUUAGUCUGGAUGAGAGUGGUGUGUUGGACACUGAAUCGACAAAUGUCAGAUCGUCAUUAGACAAUACUUCAGACUCAGAGUCCACAUCUCAGGAUGUCCCCGCUGGCAGCACAACAGAAAGCCCGUCAGAUGCAAGCCAGACAAACAGCACAGAGGCUUCUAUCACGGACCAGGCAGGACUGUACCCCUCUGUGGAGGAUGGGGACGAUAAACACAAACCAAGUGGCAAAAGGGUGACAUUUCCUUCAGAUGAGGACAUUGUCUCUGGUGCAGUGGAGCCCAAGGACCCCUGGAGACAUGCUCAGAAUGUGACGGUGGAGGAGAUCCUCUCUUCCUACAAACAGGCCUGUCAGAAACUCAACUGCAAACCUAUACCUAAAGUGCUCAAACAGAUACAGGAACUGAAAGACCUGACACAGCGAAAUGAAUGCUUAGAUCUAAAAGGUGAGAAGCUGGACUACAAAGCAUGUGAGUCUCUUGAAGAGAUUUUGAAGAGGGUCCAGUUUAAAGUGAUUGACCUGGAGCAGACCAACCUGGAUGAAGACGGUGCAUCAGCUCUGUUUGAUAUGAUCGAAUAUUAUGAGUCAGCCACACAUCUGAACAUCUCCUUCAACAAGCACAUUGGCACACGGGGAUGGCAGGCCGCAGCUCACAUGAUGAGAAAGACGAGUUCUCUGCAGUAUCUCGAUGCACGUAACACUCCUCUGCUGGACCACUCGGCCCCUUUUGUAGCACGGGCACUCAGGAUCAGUGGCAGCCUGGCAGUCCUCCACCUGGAGAACGCUGGCCUGUCUGGAAGGCCGCUCAUGUUACUGGCUACGGCCCUGAAGAUGAAUAUGAACCUGCGGGAGUUGUACCUUGCAGACAACAAGCUCAAUGGCCUGCAGGACUCAGCCCAGCUUGGCAACUUGCUGAAGUUCAACUACAACAUCCAGAUCCUGGACCUGCGUAACAACCACAUCCUAGACUCUGGUCUGGCCUACGUGUGUGAAGGACUAAAAGAACAGAGGAAAGGCCUUGUCACUUUGGUGCUAUGGAACAACCAGCUCACACACAAUGGCAUGGGCUACCUCGCUGCUGCACUGCCAUGCACCCAGAGUUUGGAGACUCUGAACCUUGGCCAUAACUCGGUGGGUAACGAAGGUGUCCAUAAGCUGAAAGACGGACUGAUUGCCAACCGCUCUGUGCUCAGACUGGGCCUUGCUUCCACCAAACUGUCCUGUGAAGGAGCGGUGGCUGUGGCUGAAUUCAUCGCUGAGAGCCCCAGAUUGCUGCGUCUGGAUCUUCGAGAGAACGAGAUCAAGACAGGUGGACUGAUGGCCCUGUCGCUCGCCCUUAAAGUCAAUCAGUCUCUGCUGCGUCUCGAUCUCGACCGGGAGCCCAAGAAAGAAACUGUGAGCAAAGGGAUAAGGAAUGGGGAAGGGGACAGAGGAGAGGAGGUGAAGAGCUUCAUUGAGACCCAGCGCGCCCUGCUGGCUGAGAUCCAGAACGGCUGCAAGAGGAACUUCAUCACGGCUAAAGAGAAGGAGGAAACCGAGCAGAAGAUGAGGCAAUCUGCGUCCAUGGCUGAAAUCGCCACAGAGGAUGGAACCAGAGAAGAAGAGGGGGAAGAAGAACCAGCAUCAGAGGAGAGAAGUGACGGAGAGGGGAAAGGGGGAGAAGAGGAGGAAGAGGAUGGAACAACAGGAAAUGAAGAACAGACAAGCAGCCAGUCAGGAGCGAGCUCUGAGACCAACGCUUCUCAGGUGAACUUAGAGUCGGACUCAGACACUGAGGAUGAGGAGGAAGAGGAGGUGGUAACAAAGUCCACCUCCACGUCAAACUCCUCCGCUCGCUUAAACCAGACUGCUCAUCAAAUCCAGACAGGGGCUGCACAGCCCCCCCUCAGUGCCUCACGUACGUCCUCGUCCUCAUCCGCUUCACCUACUGGAGGGCCAAGUGUCAUUUCUGGUCUCACUGUCACAGAAUCUGCAGUUCCUCCAGGCAACCCUCCUUCUCCAGGUCGCUGUAUAUCGGUCUCAAGCCCGGGGAGGGGUCAUAAGAUCUUCAUGGUAACCCGGGUAGAGAGCCCCCCAGAGCAGCUACAACUCCAGAGUGCGCCGGCAGCUCCCAGCCAAACUAAAGAGGUCUCAAAGAAUCCUGUAGAGGCAAACACACAGCCAGUGACACAGCAGACACCGCCACCGCCUGCAUCUCAAACACCUACACAAUCACAGGAGGACAUGAAGGAGAGCUCACCUGCUCCGUCAGCAGACUGUAAACUGAUAGAGCAGAGUCCUGUAGCACACUCAGAGUCCACACUAAAUACUACACAGACCCACUCACUAGAGCCACCGUCUACAAGUCAGCCCACAGAGGACGUACCAGCUAGUACUUUAGACACAGAAGUGACAGGUCCAAAUCUGCAAGCACCAUCCCUGCCUUCAGAUCCCUCACCGGUGCAGGCUGUAGCUUUUCAGCUCACUGAGGAGGUAACAGAGAGCACUAAAAGCCCCCAACCUGAGCCCACUUGUGUAGAAGGACAGAAGGAUGGAGAAGAGGAGGAGAAACGUCCAACAGAAGACAGAGAGGUGAUGUCCCCUGAUAACACGGAAGAGGAGUGUAAACAGUUAGAUGAACUGAGUGAAACCCAGGCUAAUGUCCCUGCAGAAGACGCACAACAGAAACAGUUAUCAUCUGCACUUGAACAGCUACAGAAUGAGCUAGCAUCUGCAUCAGAGGAGACCCAGUCUCCGAACCAAACAGAGGAAGAAGACAAAGAAGAGGCACUCCCACAAGAGGAGAUGCCAGAAGCACCAGCUACCUUGUCAGAAAUCAAAAACCCCAGUUUAACAGAGAAAGAAGACAGUCAUCCAAACCAGGAGGAAUCAUGUCCAAAGCAGCAAACAGAGGCAGAUGAACAGAGAGUAGAGUCUGUUCUCUCUGUCCACACCGCUCAACAGGCACCAUCUUUCUUUCAGAGUGGAGCACAGGAGACAAAUCCUGGAGCAGAAGAAGCCUCAGAGAGUCCCAAUUCUGUCACGACUGGGUCUGUCUCCCCAGUCAAGGUGGAGGAUUCACCCGAUGAGAGCUCUGCAGACGAGGUCGAGAGUUUCGCCGAGGCUCUGGAGGGAGGGGUGGUCAGUUCAGCUCUACCAAACGGUCUGAAGCCUGAGUUUUCCCUCCAUCUUCUCGAUGCUGAAAGCCCCAAACCUGGCAGCUGUGUGAUGGAGCACGUGAGUGUCAGCUGUGGACAGGACCUAGAGGAGCUGCUGCUAGAAGCCAGUUUGGAUACAGGAAGAGAUGCACCAUGAGGUUGUGAGGGACUGCAAGGGCAGAAGAAAACAGCACUCAGAUAGUUUGUCUGGUUCUGUCUGUGACUGUUUGCCCUACAAAGUUUUUGUCAUUUCUUUGACUUUACCACCAACAUGACCUUUCCAUAAAGGACAGAAGACCCGGUGUUAGAGUCGAAGCUCCACACAAAAAAAUACAAGCAGAUUAUGGAAAGGACUCAAAGGACAAAAUCAACCUCUCAAGCUUCGCUGUGACAAAUAAGGAAUCUUGUACAUCCACACUACAUCGACCACUGAAAGACACAUACAUAUGCACACUGAGUAUGAAAAGAGGGGGGAAAGAGAAAUAAAAUCACCCUGUUAUCACUA